AAAAAAAAAAAAAAAAAAAAAUGCCAUUUCCAACCAGGAGAACGAUGGUUUGCUUGUUGUUGCCGAUUCAGGAUGACAGCAACUAACUCAAGCACCUCGUACCAUCUGCCUCUCCUCUCAGCUCGAAGAACAAACUAGCCAGGAUGCCACCUCGGACUCGUCUUAGAACGGCGACCUUGCAGCGAACCAAAUCAGCACCAGCAUCCUCUGUUCAAAAGCUACCCGCCAAAGAUGCAUCACCCAUGAAAAGACCAGCGCCCUCACAAGGCACCUCACCCGAGAAAUCGCCGAGCAAGAAGAAGCCGAAAACGAUCGUCAAGCAGGCCCUCCUAAUCCCUGUCCCGCCUCCUGCUAGAUGGAAGGAAACAUACGGAUUGAUCGAAGAACAAAGAAAGACAUUCAUCGCACCGGUGGACACGAUGGGAUGUGACAAAGCCGGAGAUGUGGGUCCAGACUACCAACUCAAGAGUGCAUCCGAUUCGACGAUCAGUCAAGACAAAAUCGAUCAAUUGAAGCAAAGAUCCGAACGAGACCGUCGAUUGUCUUGCUUAGUUUCGUUGAUGUUGAGCAGCCAAACCAAGGACGAAGUGACUGCUCAAGCGACCCUCAACUUGAGACUCCACCUGAAAGACUCCCUUACCGUCGAUUCCUUACGUAACGCUAGCUUAACUGAGAUCGAGAAUUGUAUCAAUAAAGUUGGUUUCUGGAAGAAGAAAGCCCAGUAUAUCAAGUUAAUGGCCGAUGACCUCUUCUUGAAACAUGAGAGUGACGUGCCCAAAACAUUAGACGAAUUGGUUGCUCUCAAAGGCGUUGGACCGAAGAUGGCAUUCCUUGCACUCUCAAAUGCAUGGGCAAUCAACUUGGGUAUCGGCGUAGAUACGCACGUCCAUCGGAUUUCGAAUCGGCUUGGUUGGCUUCAAACCUCAGAUCCUGAAGCUACUCGGAUCAAUUUAGAGAGCUGGUUACCUAGAGAUCUCUUUCAAGAAAUCAAUCAUCUGCUGGUCGGUUUCGGUCAAGUUAUAUGUUUACCGGUCGGUCCGAAAUGUGAGGAUUGUUACGUGGGCAAAGUUCCAGGAUUGUGUCCGUCCUCAAAGGUUGAAGCCAAUCGACAAAAACUGAAGCUUCAAUCGACAAAAAGAGCGAAAUUCACCGCUUCUUCAACUCCAAGCCCGAAGAAGCCCUCAAGGGCUCACAUCGCGAUCAAAUUAGAAGAAACAGAUGCUGUUGAUCAUCCAGAUCAAAAAACAUCAAAACAGUCACCCAGAUUGAGAUCAUCACGGUUCUUUCAGAAUGGACAUCACAGUGUCAAACAAGAAGGUCAAGAUCCAGUGAUCAAAGACGAAGAUCAAGAUCAAGGAGAAAAACCAGAAGUUGAUAACAAACCGACUCGACCUAAGAGUGAAAACGGAAAUCUCAGCCAAGAAAUCAAUAACAACUCCGAAAAACUCAUUCACAGCCCUUUGGUCUCUUCCCCCCUCAGUGAAAUUGACGACGAUUCCAACCCCCUGCUUUGUUCUCCUAGCCCAGCCUUAGCUUGGUAGCUCAUUUCACAUCAUCCAUUCGCGUUUGUUCAUAUUUCUGUUGUUACUACUUCUCACCCAAUCAGCAUACAUAAACAUUGAACAGUUUUUUUGUUGAGAACAAUCUGCAGGAUUUGUAUUGCUUAUACUAGUAUAAUUCUUUCCCUCCCUCUCUGCGCACACGCAAAAUGUAUCAAUGUAAGCUGUGAAGUUUCGGUUCCAACACAUAGACCAAUUAGGAAGUGCAGGAAAGAUCGAACCCAUUUUUUUCUUUUUCAUCAGUGAAAAGUACUGCAAGGAUUCCAGAUUCUUUGUUAAUGAAAUCUCUUUCGCUCAGAUAACCGCAAUGUAUUAAUGAUA
Molecule: messenger RNA, 1880 nt
Organism: Puccinia graminis f. sp. tritici CRL 75-36-700-3
Lineage: Eukaryota; Fungi; Basidiomycota; Pucciniomycetes; Pucciniales; Pucciniaceae
Product: endonuclease III
Exons: 5
Coding region: 144-1541 (465 amino acids)
Biological process (GO): nucleotide-excision repair; base-excision repair; base-excision repair, AP site formation
Cellular component (GO): nucleus
Molecular function (GO): DNA-(apurinic or apyrimidinic site) endonuclease activity; oxidized pyrimidine nucleobase lesion DNA N-glycosylase activity; DNA binding
Source: RefSeq, a predicted model, not a curated record